AUGGCGUCUCACAACGGACUUCAGUGCUGGAUGUGCCUUGGCGGGGCGACGCACGCCUGCCCGCGCUGCGACGUCGCAUACGGGACCGCCGUCUGCCUGACGUGCUUUGAGAAGGCGGCCCGCCAGGCCGACACGAAGCGCAAGCUUGGCCGCCUACGGCACGACGCGCUCGACUGGACCGGCGCGCCGCGAGGAGAGCGGCCGCUGCGGCCGGUCGACAUGGCGACGACGCCAGCUUCGCCGUGCCAGUGCUGCACGCGCGAGUGCCUGCAGCCGCAGCUGGUGCUGCUUCCGGCGCCCGCGCCGCCGCUCGCUGCAGGCCCCGGCGGCCAGCAGGCACCGCCGGUGCCGGUGCCGGCUGUGGAGGCGGCGGCGGCGACGGCCGCGCCAGCGACGCCGGUCGAGCUCGCGCCGCUGCCUGCGGAGGCUGCCUCGCCGCCGGCAGGCGGUGCGGCGGCGCCCUCUGCGGGCAGUGCGUCAUGGAUCACGUUCCUCGGGACGGCAAGCGCGUGGGUUGGGGGGGCCCUGCUCGAGGCAGCGGCGGAGGGCUUCCGCCGAGCAAAGCGGCGGCGAUGCGAUGGGGAGCAGAGGGAGGGGAGGGGGGGGGAGGAGGAGGAGGAGGCGCCGCGUGUCGGCGCGAGCGAGCGGGCGCGCCUCGGCGGCCCCUCCGCCGACGAGGCGGGCGGCGGUGGCGCGCCGCCGGCCGCGCCGGCCGCGCAGGCCGCCGUGCGCACCAUCACCGCUGCAGGCGCCGAGGCAGUUCGGCAGGCAGACAGGGAGGGGCUUACGCUGGCCACGGGCUGCGGCAACACCGGCUACAAAGGCGUCUGCUACCGCCCGAAGGAGCGAGGCAGCAAGAAGUACAGGCUGUCGGUGUUUGUUGGCGGCAAGAUGCUCUCCCUCGGCUACUUCACCACCCCCGAGGAGGCGGCGCUCUUCUACGCCCGCAGGGAGGCGGGCAGGGACAUGGUUGCGCCGGCGAGCCAGAGGAUGUACUUGCGCCGAGCUGGCUCGCUCGAGGCGACCACCGGCGAGGCGACCACCGGAGCGGGCGCGGCACCCACCGGAGGGGCACCCGCCGGCACGGCGAUGCCCAUUGAGGACCUCGCCGGUGCGGUGGCCCGCGGGGCGGCCGGCGCGGCGGCCACCGGAGCCGCCCGCAUGAUGGCCCCGCCGCGGACCGCGUCGUCAGAGGGCGUUGUGCUGAUCCCAGCCGUCCGCAAGGACAGCACGACGGGCUACAAGAACGUGAUCUUCCACCGCGGCAGUAAGCAGUUCGAGGCGAAGGUGCGACCUGGCGGCAAGAGUGUCUUCCUCGGCUCCUUCGACACCGCCGAAGAGGCGGCCACCGCCUACGCUCGCUCAGAGUACGGCCGUGCCGACGCCGCCAAGCUGCUGCAGCCCCGCGCUGGCACGGGGACGGCCAGCGCGGCGCCUGCUGGUGCGGGUGCGGCGACCGGCGCGGGUGCCGCGCCCGCCGCUCGCCAGGCGAUUGCUAACUUCGCCGCCGCGCUCUAG
Messenger RNA from Emiliania huxleyi CCMP1516, 1518 nucleotides. RefSeq lists its product as hypothetical. The record is from RefSeq and is a predicted model, not a curated record. Gene Ontology annotation, molecular function: DNA binding; DNA-binding transcription factor activity. Gene Ontology annotation, biological process: regulation of DNA-templated transcription. NCBI's taxonomy places the organism in Eukaryota, Haptophyta, Isochrysidales, Noelaerhabdaceae. The transcript is spliced from 2 exons. Bases 1 to 1518 code for a protein of 505 amino acids.